UCUGCUAUCUCCACAGUUUUCCAUUUCCUAAAUCAGAGAGGAUCAAUUACUGUCAUUGCUGCCUUGCUAAGAAAACAAGAUUCGCUGUUAACAAGAGAGGUUAUGUGAUUUCUUUAUCAUGUUUCUAAAGCCGCAAUGUCUUGUACUGCCACAGAGGAGCCAUGGAAUAGUACGAUUCUUCUCAAGAAACCAAGACUCUUCUGUUUCUGAGGCUCGCAGAGUUGUUGUCACAGGGUUGGGGACCAUUUGCCCAAUUGGACUGUCAGUAGCAGAAUCUUGGAAGAACCUUUUGGACGGAAAGUGUGGAGUCUCAAAGCUUGAAGAGGAAGAAUUCAAGAACCUCCCCUGUCGUGUUGCUGCCAGAAUCAAACCCUCCAUUGAUCUCUCUAAACAUUUUUCAAAAUCGGAACUGAGGACCAUGGCUCCUGCAACUGCGUAUGCCCUUAUAGCGGCAAAGGAGGCUCUUGAAUGUGCAAAAUGGAAUCCAGAGAAAGAUGAGGAGAGAGAGACUACUGGUGUUGCAGUUGGUAUGGGUAUGAUUGAUUUACUUGAUGUAUGUGAGACAUCGGAAGCUCUGAAACGAAGUUAUAACAGAGUCAGUCCAUAUUUUGUGCCACGAAUUUUGACAAACAUGGCUGCCGGCCAGAUCAGUAUCAAAUAUGGCCUGUGUGGGCCUAACCAUGCUGUGUCAACAGCUUGUGCCACUGGUGCACAUGCUAUAGGAGAUGCGUUUAAUUUUAUUCAGCAUGGAGACGCAAAUGUCAUGGUGUGUGGUGGGGCUGAAGCUUGCAUAAGCCCCCUAGCCAUUGCUGCAUUUUCUAGAAUGAGAGCACUAAGUACCUCCUUUAAUGACAGUCCUGAGGAAGCAUCCCGUCCAUUUGAGAAAAGUAGGGAUGGUUUUGUUAUGGGGGAAGGAGCGGCAAUUCUGGUUCUGGAGGAGCUUCAACAUGCUCUAGCAAGAGGAGUGAAAAUCUAUGCAGAAAUUCUUGGAUAUGGACUUUCUGGAGACGCCUCUCACCUGACAUCUCCCAGUGAAAAUGGUAGAGGUGCAAUCUUGUCCAUGUCAAGGGCUCUCCAAUCUGCUAAAGUCAAUGCAAAUGAAAUUGGAUACAUCAAUGCACAUGCCACUUCAACACCUCUUGGAGAUGCAAUAGAGAUCAAGGCUAUUGGUUCUGUGUUUCAAGAGCACUGUUCUAAAUUAGCAGUUUCCUCCACAAAGGGUGCUCAUGGACAUCUUUUGGGAUCAGCAGGCAAUUUGGAGACUCUCUUCACAGUCCUCGCUUGCAAUACUGGAUCGAUUCCACCAACAAUUAACCACAAACAGUGUGACUUAGGUUCAAAUUUAAAUUUUGUACCCAACAAAUUUCAAAACUGGAAUUGCAACUCUGAUGUAAGAAGAAUAGCUCUGAAAAAUGCAUUUGGCUUUGGUGGUACAAAUGCAACACUUUGUAUUGGUGAAUAUAAGGCUAAAAAAUGAUUGCUUCAAAUAUUAAUACAAUAAAUUUAAUGACUUGGAUUUUGUUAAACAAGGGUUGUUGCGCUUUCAUUCAAAUUCAA
Messenger RNA from Thrips palmi, 1557 nucleotides. RefSeq names its product 3-oxoacyl-[acyl-carrier-protein] synthase, mitochondrial. Gene Ontology annotation, biological process: fatty acid biosynthetic process. Bases 119 to 1477 code for a protein of 452 amino acids. Gene Ontology annotation, molecular function: 3-oxoacyl-[acyl-carrier-protein] synthase activity. Lineage: Eukaryota; Metazoa; Arthropoda; Insecta; Thysanoptera; Thripidae. The record is from RefSeq and is a predicted model, not a curated record. The transcript has a single exon.